AUCAGUCGGAUGGGAUUGUGUUUUGGUUUGACACCCCUGUGCCUCUCUCUGCCCGAUUCCACUCUCUGCGGAAGAGACCCUCGCUUGUGGUCGGCAAUGGAACGAGAGCAGCGUUCUUCGCCUUGCCUUCGUUCCUCCCAUCUUCCUUUUCUCGUCCUGAUUAAUUUCAGGGUUCCAAUUAUAGCAUUCCCAUGUAAUCAGGUGAUAUCUCUUGCCGCAAUCCGAGUUGUCUGCUUCCGACCUUUGAGGGAUUCCCUCCACCCUCCUCCAUCUUCUUCCUCCGCUCGUCUCCUUCGGAUGUUGCGCUUCUAUCUCCAGGCGGCUCUUUACAAUAUUUGCUUUUGAUGCUUUUAGGAAUGUCAGCGGGUAGAUUUCCGUCAAUGGGAUUGGUUGCUCACUUGGUUCCUAUUGGAUCAUGCGUUAUUUCUUGGGGCUUGGGUUGUCUCGAUGAAAGCGGUUGAGUAGAAAAGAACCACGUUGCGAUUAGAGAAAUUUAUGUGUUUCUUACCUAAUAAUUUGCAGCAGAGAGGCCAUCGUUCCGUACUACUUGCCCUUGCUUCUUGAGAAAGAGUUUACAGUUGCGUGUAUAAAUCCUAGUUUUGGACAUUGAGGUGGAUUUAAGUCAAUUAUCUCGUGAUUGCUGAUGGAUUCUGCGAGGAGUUGGUUACACAAAUUCCAGCCUAGGGACAAGCCUACAUCCAAGAAGAAUGAACUUGGAUCAGAUGAGCAGGAUGAAAAUGAAGAAAACCUUUCGAAGGCUACAAGGCAAAAGGCAGCUGCUGCCAAACAGUACAUAGAAAAUCAUUACAAAGAACAGAUGAAAAACUUGCAAGAGCGCAAGGAAAGACGCGUUAGUUUGGAGAAGAAACUAGCUGAAGCUGAUGUUUCAGAAGAAGAUCAAUACAAUAUUUUAAAGUAUUUGGAGCAGAAGGAGACCUUAUACAUGCGCCUUCAAAGGCAUAGAAUGGGAGCUGAUGAUUUUGAAUUACUUACAAUAAUAGGAAAAGGUGCUUUUGGGGAGGUUAGAGUCUGUCAGGAGAAAGUAACUGGUAAUAUAUAUGCAAUGAAGAAGCUUAAGAAAUCAGAGAUGCUUCGCCGAGGCCAGGUUGAGCAUGUUAAGGCGGAAAGGAACCUACUUGCUGAGGUUGAUAGCAAUUGUAUAGUGAAGUUAUAUUGUUCCUUUCAAGAUGAUGAAUACUUGUAUCUCAUCAUGGAAUACCUACCUGGUGGGGAUGUAAUGACAUUGCUUAUGCGGAAAGAUACACUGACUGAAGAUGAGGCUAGAUUUUAUAUUGGUGAAUUAGUUUUAGCGAUUGAAUCUAUCCAUAAACAUAAUUACAUUCACAGGGAUAUCAAGCCUGAUAAUCUAUUACUUGAUAGAUAUGGACACCUAAAGCUGUCAGAUUUUGGAUUAUGUAAACCGUUGCAUUGCAGUAAUUUUCCAGAUUUGCAAGAAAAGGAUACUGCUAGUGAAAGAGACUGCAGCGGAUCUUCACAGAAUGAUGAGUGGCCAUCAAUACCGAAACGUACACAACAGGAACAGUUAGAGCACUGGCAAAGAAAUAGGAGAAAUUUGGCAUAUUCGACUGUUGGCACACCUGACUAUAUUGCUCCAGAGGUUCUACUUAAGAAGGGUUAUGGGAUGGAGUGUGAUUGGUGGUCACUAGGGGCCAUCAUGUAUGAAAUGCUUGUUGGCUAUCCUCCAUUUUACUCUGAUGAACUUAUGGCAACAUGCAGGAAGAUAGUCAAUUGGCGAACACACUUAAAGUUUCCUGAUGAAGCAAAACUAUCUUUAGAAGCAAAAAAUUUGAUAAGUAAACUAUUGUGUAAUGUUGAAGAACGGCUUGGCACAAAUGGUGCUAGUGAAAUAAAGGCUCACUGUUGGUUCACUGGUGUUGACUGGGACAAACUUUAUCAAAUGGAUGCAGCAUUUAUACCAGAGGUCAAGGAUGAGUUGGACACCCAAAACUUUGAGAAGUUUGAAGAGUGUGAUGCCCAUGUUCACACUUCAUCUAAGUCGGGCCCUUGGAGAAAAAUGCUCUCGUCCAAGGAUCUGAAUUUCAUGGGAUACACAUAUAAGAACUUUGAAAUAGUUCAUGAUCAUGAAGUGCCUGGAAUAGCUGAGUUAAAGAAGAAGAGCAAAUCUAAGAAGCCAAGUAUCAAGUCACUUUUUGAAUCCUCAGAAGCAGAAGGUCAAUCUGGAGAACCUGUUUAAUGAAACUACCAUAAUGUUUCUAUGGAGUCGUUUCAAGCCAAGGUUUGUCAAAAUCGAGCACUUGACACUGUUUGCAAGCAGAGUGAGGCAAGAGCCUAUGCAAAUUCUUUAAUUACCAAAUAUAGUGGCAGUGCAAAUUAUGCUACUUCAAGCAGUAGCGGAUCUGUUCUAGUUGUAUUUUCUUGUAAAAAUUCUUGUUGUAAUUUUCCAAUCGAUUGAAUGGUUCGUUUUGUUUUGUUUUUCUUUUAUUGGUGACUAUUUAAUACGUAUUCUAAAACAAUUAUGGACUCUUGAGACAUUAAUUUAUACUUUUUUUAAUCA
Molecule: messenger RNA, 2536 nt
Organism: Zingiber officinale
Lineage: Eukaryota; Viridiplantae; Streptophyta; Magnoliopsida; Zingiberales; Zingiberaceae
Product: serine/threonine-protein kinase tricornered-like
Exons: 13
Coding region: 644-2215 (523 amino acids)
Biological process (GO): peptidyl-serine phosphorylation; intracellular signal transduction
Molecular function (GO): ATP binding; protein serine/threonine kinase activity
Source: RefSeq, a predicted model, not a curated record